Puma concolor (puma) is the source of this 1688-nucleotide messenger RNA. RefSeq names its product ganglioside induced differentiation associated protein 2 (gene GDAP2). The record is from RefSeq and is a predicted model, not a curated record. NCBI's taxonomy places the organism in Eukaryota, Metazoa, Chordata, Mammalia, Carnivora, Felidae.
AUGGAUCCCUUGGGUGCCCCUUCCCAGUUUGUGGAUGUGGAUACGCUACCCAGCUGGGGCGACUCAUGUGAAGAUGAAUUAAAUACUUCCGAUACUGCAGCUGAAACAUUGCAAGAAAAUACUGUUAGAUCACCUUUUCUUUACAACAAGGAUAUCAGCGGGAAAGUGAUUCUUUGGAAAGGAGACGUGGCAUUACUGAACUGUACGGCCAUUGUGAAUACCAGCAAUGAAAGUCUUACAGAUAAGAACCCUGUGUCAGAGAGUAUCUUCAUGCUCGCAGGACCCGAUUUGAAGGAGGACCUCCAGAAACUUAAGGGUUGCCGGACAGGUGAAGCAAAAUUGACGAAAGGAUUUAAUCUAGCUGCCCGGUUCAUCAUUCACACAGUGGGACCUAAGUACAAGAGCCGCUAUCGCACCGCUGCUGAGAGCUCCCUGUACAGCUGCUACAGAAACGUGCUUCAGCUGGCAAAAGAGCAGUCAAUGUCAUCUGUGGGAUUCUGUGUCAUCAAUUCUGCAAAACGAGGUUAUCCUUUAGAAGAUGCAACACACAUAGCACUUCGCACUGUAAGGAGAUUCCUGGAGAUUCAUGGGGAGACCAUUGAAAAAGUAGUAUUUGCUGUCUCUGAACUUGAAGAGGCUACUUACCAAAAGCUGCUACCUCUGUACUUCCCAAGGUCAUUAAAGGAGGAAUGUCGAUCAUUGCCAUACCUACCUGCAGAUAUUGGAAAUGCAGAAGGGGAGCCUGUGGUACCUGAACGACAGAUUAGAAUAAGUGAAAAACCUGGUGCCCCGGAGGACAACCAAGAAGAGGAGGCUGAAGGCUUGGGAGUAGAUCUCUCUUUCAUCGGCUCUCAUGCUUUUGCUCGAAUGGAAGGAGAUAUUGAUAAGCAGAGAAGACUGAUCCUUCAGGGCCAGUUAUCAGAGGCAGCCCUGCAGAAGCAGCAUCAGAGAAAUUAUAAUCGCUGGUUGUGUCAAGCAAGAUCUGAGGAUCUAUCUGAUAUUGCUUCUCUAAAAGCCUUAUACCAAACAGGUGUUGAUAACUGUGGGCGCACAGUGAUGGUGGUAGUUGGAAGAAACAUUCCUGUCACAUUAAUAGAUAUGGACAAGGCUCUCUUAUAUUUCAUCCAUGUAAUGGAUCACAUUGCUGUGAAGGAAUAUGUAUUAGUAUAUUUUCACACACUGACCAGUGAAUACAAUCACCUGGACUCUGACUUCCUGAAGAAACUCUACGAUGUUGUUGAUGUCAAAUACAAGAGGAAUUUGAAGGCUGUUUAUUUUGUUCAUCCAACAUUUCGUUCAAAGGUAUCAACAUGGUUUUUUACCACCUUUUCUGUCUCAGGACUGAAGGACAAAAUCCACCAUGUGGACAGCCUCCACCAGCUAUUUUCUGCCAUAUCACCAGAACAGAUUGAUUUUCCACCUUUUGUCCUUGAAUAUGAUGCCAGGGAAAAUGGGCCUUACUAUACAUCUUAUCCCCCAUCACCAGAUUUGUGACCUGCCAUCCUUUAGCGCUACUGGUUUCCAGGGACGUCACUUUCUCCACGAAUUGCUACCUAUUGAAGUGAUAUUCAUUUUUGCUCUUCAGAUCCAGAGAGCCUUUUGUCCCCACCUCUCUGGUAUUUUUUUAUUGACUGUAUAUUUUCUGGCACAUAAGCAAUCUGAAAAUGGUAGGCCAUUCCGAACUGCAC